This is a messenger RNA of Eutrema salsugineum, 1345 nucleotides long. RefSeq lists its product as uncharacterized. Bases 208 to 1233 code for a protein of 341 amino acids. Gene Ontology annotation, molecular function: peptidyl-prolyl cis-trans isomerase activity. Lineage: Eukaryota; Viridiplantae; Streptophyta; Magnoliopsida; Brassicales; Brassicaceae. Gene Ontology annotation, biological process: protein peptidyl-prolyl isomerization. The transcript is spliced from 5 exons. The record is from RefSeq and is a predicted model, not a curated record.
CAUGAAAGUUCAAAGGUUCCAGAGAAGAAGCCGCUGCGCGAGUUGACUCACCAAACACUCUUUCCUUCUCUCUUUCUCUCUCCUCUUUAUUAUUUGAAAGAUUCCUUUCGUGUUUUCAAUUUUCCACAUGAAACCUCACUUCUCUCUUCAUUUCGCUUUCGCAUCUUCGUCACACGCGUCGUCAACGAAUCUUCGGAGUCUCCGGCGAUGCCCCGUCGAUUAAACGACGGCGACCCUGGCCGUUCUACCGCCACCGCCCUCCUUGUAAUCGGUCUGAUCUCUUGUCUUAUCGUCUACGCUGUCUUCUCUACUGUCCUUCGUCCCCAAGAUCGUAGAAUCGAUUCCGACGUAUUCACGGACUCGGAAGAUCACGACCGUGUAGCGGCGGAUGGAGAUUUCGGCAGGUGUUGCCGUGGAGUCGAUAAUCUGGAGCUUUGGGGUCCGGCGGUGAAGUGGGGGACGGAUUUCAAGUUUAAUUCGUCGGAGGAAUGUUGCAAGGCGUGUAAAGUUAUGUGCAGUGGCAGCGACGGACCUUGUCUGUGCGAUUCAUGGGUGUUCUGCGGCAACAAAGAGGCUUGUGGGUCGAAGUUUGGAGAGUGUUGGUUGAAGAAGCAAAAAGAUGUCUUGGUGCCUGAUCGACAGGAAGGUGGACAGAAAGUAUUGUGGACAUCUGGGCUUAUUUUCGGACAAGGGGAGGGCAUUGUUGGUUUUGAGACGGAACACGGCGUACUUCAUGUCAAACUUCACCCUGAGUGCGCUCCUCACUCAGUAUACUACAUUCUUAGUUUGUUAACUCUGCGCCACUGCGCAGGCUGCCAGUUUCAUCGUGCAGAGAGCCGGGGAUCAUAUUGGGACUCAGAAGGCGAUCAUGUAAACAACGCUCCCUAUGGUCCACCAUACGCUAUGAUUCAAGGAAUACUCAAGCCUGAGGGAAACAUGUUUUCUCCGAUCCCAACCGAGCACUGCCCAACCAUAAGCCAUGGCUCAGUGGCGUGGGUCGGCUCGGGACCAGAAUUCUUCAUCAGUCUAGCAAACCACCACGAAUGGAAACAAUCUUACACUGUAUUCGGCUCUGUCUUGCCAGAAGAUAUGGAGGUUGCAGAGAGGAUUGCCGGUUUACCUACGAGUUCCGAUGUGUGGAACAACGUUAAUGUCUCUGUUCUGGAGAAACCGGUGGCUUUAACCGUACGGAGAAUGAAGACUGGCCAAGAACAAGAAGAAACCGGUUCGUGAAGACCAACUGAGAAAUGAGCUCAGAAUAGUUCUUGGUUUUUUUUUUUGAAAUUUUAUAAUUUCUCUUACUGUGUAUAAAAUAGACAGACUACGAAAAGAAAUAAAAGAACCU